Cladocopium goreaui is the source of this 1336-nucleotide messenger RNA. NCBI's taxonomy places the organism in Eukaryota, Dinophyceae, Suessiales, Symbiodiniaceae. The record is from the annotation of a GenBank genome assembly.
GCUCAUCCGUGGUGGCGCAGGAUCUGGCUGCCUGGCCAAUUGUGCUAGGGCCAGUUGCUCCAGGGGAGCAGCUUUGGCUCAUGUCUUCUCCUACGGGCACGCCGGCGAUGCCUUCUGUUCCAGAUUGGGCACAUCCGACACCCUCCCCGUCAUUGAUGGUUCGCAUGCCUGAUCCGAAAGCAUGGCAAGCUCCACACUUUGGUUCAAUGAUGAAUGGCAAAGCCAUGACCCAGCAUGCCCAGCCAGAGCAGAACUCUGAAUCUCUUCGAGCUUUACUGUCACAGGUUUGUGCUCCUUUUGUGCAGGGUAUGUUGAAUGCCGUGGAGCAGCUAGUUGAGAAAGAAGUUGAGCGUCAGGUAAAGCAGCUUCGACAGCAGGACCAACUUUCCGCAAUGCAUUGGCCACAUCGGCGGCUGAGCAGAGAGCAGCAGCAGCAGCAGCAGCAACAGCACCUGCAGCAGGCGCAGCUGCAAGCGCAACAGCAACAACGUGCUGGUUUUGGAAACACUUGCGAAAAUAUGCCGUUUGGAACAGUGUUCGAGUCCAUUGGAGGAGGUCAAGGUGAAGCUGAUUCCAUGAGGGGGAACGUAGCAGCCGUACCGCUGCCCGAGGAAUCUUCUGAGGAUGAGGCCGAAGCUGAAGGUGAACAACGAGGACAGUUCCAGGUGCUUUUUGGAGGAAAAGUGCCUGCAUCUUGUUCCAGGUCAUCUUCGCGAUCCGGAAGGUCAACUUCGUCAGAAGACCCGAAGCCUCCAGGUUUUGGAGCUUCUGCAAUGGGCCAAAGAGCUGCACAGGGAGAGGGUGACCCGCUCUACUUGCAGUGGUCUUCCCAAGGUCAAACGGUCGGAGAGCGCCCAGCCUUGACGCCAACAGUAUCCCCUGUGCCACCUCAUCUUGCUCCAUCUAUACAAGGAAUGAACGCUUCGAAUUCAGCCGUACCGAUGGAUGGCAGCCAAAGUCCUGAAAGUCCAGCUGGCCAGGCAAAGUCUGCAGUUGUUUGCCGACACUGGAAGUCAAAAGGAUGGUGCCGUUUGGGGGAUGAAUGUAAAUUUGCUCAUCCAGAGCACAAAUGUGGAGCAGGCUUAACCAAGAAGGCAGACAAAGAAAAGGGCCCCCCUGGUUCCCGAGCAGACGAUGGGCCAAAUCAGGACAAGAAGGAGAAACUUGACAAGCCGAAGGGGAAAAAGAAAAGUAAAGACAUUGGCAGCAAGGAGGUGCCUCGCACCUCUCCUGCUCUAACUCCAGGUUUGGUUAACCCAAACUGAUAAUGAACCGUGGGCUGCCUCGAAAGCCAACAGCUGCCAGCUGCCUGCGCAUCAAGCAACCAAAGCAACCC